GCUCCGAAAAUAUUUUUAUUCAUCAAACUCAUAUAUACACAGAUAAAGAAAGUAGUAAGACAUAUAUCUAUAAAAAAUAUAGUAAAAUGAAAAUGGGUAGAGCCAUUGCCAUCCUCUUUGUGCUUGUGAUAUUUCCGGCGGUGUACGGGCAGACGGCGCACACCGUCGGCGACUCCGCCGGUUGGGACAACAGCGUCAACUACGUUAACUGGUUAAGGGGCAAAACUUUUACCGUUGGUGACUCCCUUGUGUUCAACUAUGAUCCAUCCCAUGCUGUGGACGAAGUAGGAGCAAAUGACUACACUAGCUGCAACACCGCAAACGCCAUCAGCUCCGACAGCAACAGCCCCACCACCAUCUCCCUCGACCGUGCUGGCACCCGCUACUUCCUCUGCCCGAGGUCCAACCACUGCAGCCAGGGCCAGAAACUCACCAUCACCGUCGUCGCAGCCUCCACCACCCCUGGAGGCGGCUCCACCCCCUCACCGCCCUCCCCCGGCGGUGAAGGCACCCCACCAACUCCUACAACAACCACACCGUCCUCCCCACCUCCUCCAUCCGGCAACGCUGCCUCUAGCGUCGGCGGCAAGAUGAGCUCGGUGGUUGGCUUGUUGCUAGUUGUGGGAGCCAUGUUGGGAGUAAUGAGCUAAGGCAAGAGGCAGUGCUGUUUGUAAUUUUCUUUUAUUUUUGUGUAUUGUUAUAUUUUUAGUAUAAUCGUGUGUACAUGACUCAUUAUGUGGUGAGGUUGUGAGACCAUCUCUAUUGUUAUUGUCACCAUUUAUAUUAUUGAUUUGCUUCAAUAAAGAGACCAUGUUUCUUAGAA
Salvia splendens (bonfire salvia) is the source of this 823-nucleotide messenger RNA. RefSeq names its product mavicyanin. The record is from RefSeq and is a predicted model, not a curated record. The transcript has 2 exons. Gene Ontology annotation, molecular function: electron transfer activity. The coding region runs from base 87 to 650 and encodes 187 amino acids. Gene Ontology annotation, cellular component: plasma membrane. Lineage: Eukaryota; Viridiplantae; Streptophyta; Magnoliopsida; Lamiales; Lamiaceae.